UGUUUAAGUUACAGCAGAAAGGAAAUGUGUCAUCUGUGGUUAGGUUUUAAAAGUAGAAAGCUAGCUGUACAUACGCUUUUUUUUUUUUUAAAGACUGCAGAUUUAAGUUUCAUAGUCUCCAAACUGUUCUACUUUAAAUAAGAAAAGAAGAAAAGAAGUAGCUUAUUAAAAUAAAGGUUUUGGGCGAUCGUUUUGUAAGAUGGCUGGUAUACUCAUGGACAUGGGGCACACAGGACAGUACCUGCAUCUUGUUUUUCUGAUGACAACAGUUUUUUCCCUGUCUCCUGCAAUAAAAGCAAACUAUAUACAUCUCUGGGUCAAUAAUACUACUGCCUGGGAUUCCAUUAUUCCAAACAGCACCAGCAGAGAUCAAAGUGAAAACAAAACAGUCCCUGUAACUUCUGCAAUGGAUCACAAAGUUAAUUCUACAAGCAUCACUGCAUCAUCUCCUCCCGCAGCUUUAACUCCUACAUCCACACAGAAGCCCUACACACCCUAUGCUGUCAGGAACAGCUCUCCAACAGCAAAGAGCAUUGAAAGUACAAGCAAAAGCCACAGUGAAAUUUUUAAAAAGGAUGUCUGUGAGGAAAACAAAAGCAACAUGGCCAUGCUAAUUUGCUUAAUUAUAAUUGCAGUGCUUUUUCUCAUCUGUACUCUUCUAGUUCUAUCAACUGUGGUUCUGGCAAACAAAGUCUCAUCUCUCAGACAGUCAAAACAAGUAGGCAAGCGCCAGCCUAGAAGCAAUGGCGAUUUUCUGGCAAGCAGCGGGCUCUGGCCUGCUGAAUCAGACACUUGGAAAAGAGCAAAACAGCUCACAGGGUCCCACCUCCUGAUGCAAUCUCCUGAAGUGCUCGCAGCCACAAGGGAAAGGAAGGGUGAAGAAGGAACUGAAAAACUCAACUAACACAUCGGGGAAGGAAAAUGCAAAGCAGCGAUGAGCAAGGCUAGAGUCCCAAAUAAAGCUAGUUGGUAUUUAAAGCCACAGUGCUGGUCAGAUGACCUAAAAUCAGACAAGCAGUUUAGCAUCAAACUGACCAGAAAGAGAGACAUAGCCCUGCUUCAAUUAUUUAAAUGGCAUUACUGUUUCACACCUAAUACUUUUUAAAGUAAAUAAAACAACCAAGCAGCUAAGGAAACUAAUAGAUAUAACAAGAGAUAACUACAUAUUCUUGUUCUGCAAUAGAUGAUUUUUGUCUGAAUGUAACUGAACUCUAUGGAGUUUUAGUAUGUCCUAGGAGCCAAGCAUAUGCCUUAAUAUCUAGCAGAAGUCAAAUUCCUAAUGAUCAGAGCUGCACUGGCUAAUGUAAUGGUGUCUUCUCGCUAGAUAUGGCAGAAUUCAGAGCCGCUCGAAUCUCAGCACAGUAACUUGAAGCUACAUCCCUUCAUCUUUAUAUAUGGCAUAAGAAGAAAGUGCUUUUCUACUAUACAUGUUAAAUUUCAAUUUUGUACAAUAAAUUAAAGUUAGAAUAAAGUU
Messenger RNA from Nannospalax galili (Upper Galilee mountains blind mole rat), 1474 nucleotides. RefSeq names its product ecotropic viral integration site 2A (gene Evi2a). NCBI's taxonomy places the organism in Eukaryota, Metazoa, Chordata, Mammalia, Rodentia, Spalacidae. Gene Ontology annotation, cellular component: membrane. The transcript is spliced from 2 exons. Bases 200 to 904 code for a protein of 234 amino acids. The record is from RefSeq and is a predicted model, not a curated record.